AUUACUUCGCAUUAUUUUAUGCCGUUUACUGCAUAGACUAGGUACGCAGAGCCGUAGCCCUCGUCCCCCUUUUUCCGCGGGGGAUUCGCGUGAGAACGCGUAAGGAUAUAUACGCUGAUACCAGAUGCUGGACACAUCUGGUGACCGCAUCGAAAUGUCGUACUUAGCACCGGGCCUCCUCGGAUGUUUUUAUUUUUUAGUGACUUCUCUCCUCGUGGCCCGACACCCCGUCACCAACACCCGUCACCAACAAUGCGGACACACCGCAUGGGGGAAGGGAUGGGCUACACCAGCCCGCCCUUUCGAAUUGUCAGCAUGUGUCUGGGGUACGGGGAAACAUUUCCUCUGGGAACGCGGGGAAGGCAAUUGAAUCUGGUCAUGGGGAAAUAAGAAAUUUGGAUACGAUCCCAAGGGCGCGGAGCGUAGGUGUUUGCGCAUCCGUAUAUUCCGUUGGCCCCAAAAUACCCUAUGAAUCCAAAUCACUCGUCCGAAUAGAUAAUUAUUAGACAUGGGAUUUUACGC
Molecule: messenger RNA, 522 nt
Organism: Sodiomyces alkalinus F11
Lineage: Eukaryota; Fungi; Ascomycota; Sordariomycetes; Glomerellales; Plectosphaerellaceae
Exons: 1
Coding region: 155-370 (71 amino acids)
Source: RefSeq, a predicted model, not a curated record